This is a messenger RNA of Amaranthus tricolor (Joseph's coat), 1452 nucleotides long. Its product is annotated as alcohol dehydrogenase-like 7. Gene Ontology annotation, molecular function: S-(hydroxymethyl)glutathione dehydrogenase [NAD(P)+] activity; zinc ion binding. Gene Ontology annotation, biological process: formaldehyde catabolic process. NCBI's taxonomy places the organism in Eukaryota, Viridiplantae, Streptophyta, Magnoliopsida, Caryophyllales, Amaranthaceae. Gene Ontology annotation, cellular component: cytosol. Bases 73 to 1221 code for a protein of 382 amino acids. The transcript is spliced from 10 exons. The record is from RefSeq and is a predicted model, not a curated record.
CAAACCCUUAAAAAAAGGUCAUAAACUCUCGCAGACCAAUAUUUAGAAAGAACUAACGUAUCACCAUUGAUCAUGUCUUCAUCAGCAGGAAAACCCAUUGUUUGUAAAGCUGCGGUGGCAAGAGAAGCAGGAAAAGCAUUGGUAAUAGAAGAAGUAAGAGUAGCAGCACCAAAAGCUAAUGAAGUUAGGAUUAAAAUCGUGUGUACUUCUCUUUGUCACAGUGAUAUUACCUUAUGGAGUUUAAAAGAUCCUCCUGGUUAUUUUCCAAGAAUUUUGGGUCAUGAAGCUGUCGGGAUUGUGGAGAGUGUUGGGGAGGAUGUCAAAGAAUUUAGCGAAGGAGAUUUCGUAAUGCCAUUUUUUUUGGCGAAUUGUGGAGAAUGUUAUGAUUGUAAAUCGAAGAAGAGCAAUCUAUGUUUAGAACUGCCUUUUAAGCUUUCAUAUUUGAUGCCAAGAGACGAGACUAGCAGAUUUACAGAUACAAAAGGAAAUAUUUUAUACCAUACUUUACAUGUUUCGAGUUUCACUCAGUAUACGGUUGUGGAUGUUGCACAUGUUACCAAGAUCGACCCGACAAUACCGCCUAAUAGGGCAUGCCUUCUCAGUUGCGGAGUCUCUACAGGCGUUGGUGCUGCUUGGAAAACAGCGCAAGUUGAUGAAGGAUCUACAGUUGCUAUAUUUGGCCUAGGUGCAAUCGGAUUAGCGGUUGCAGAAGGAGCAAGGCUUUGUGGAGCAGCCAGAAUCAUUGGUGUAGAUGUAAAUCCUGCUAAAUUUGAAAUAGGAAAGAAGUUUGGAGUUACAGAGUUCGUCAACCCUAGGGACAAUACAACUAAAUCUAUCAGCCAGGUUAUUAAUGAGAUGACUGAUGGAGGUGCAGACUACUGCUUUGAGUGCGUGGGCAUGAAUACAUUAGUGGAAGAAGCUUUCGCUUGUUGCAGAAAGGGUUGGGGAAAGACUGUUGUUCUAGGAGUCGAUAAGCCGAAUUCAAAGUUGAGCCUAAGCUCUCAUGAUGUUUUACAUAAUGGGAAAAUCCUCACUGGAUCUCUAUUUGGAGGUCUCAAAGCCAAAUCUGAUAUCUCCACUCUGGUUAAUUGGUACUUAGACAAGAAACUGAGGCUCGAUGAGUUUGUAACGCACGAAAUGAAGUUUGAGGAAAUCAACAAGGCCUUCGACUUGCUUCUUGAAGGAAAGUGCCUUCGAUGUGUUAUAUGGAUGGAUAACUGAAGAAUAUGUUGCCUUCUUAUAUGAUAUGAAAGCUUUUGCAUCUGAGUUUACUAAAAGUUCAUUCAAUCUUUUACACUGAUUAUUUUAAAACAAGGAGAAGAUAUACUUUGUGUUCUGGAUGUUGUACCCAAAGAUGACAUGGGUAGAGAAAGUAUUAAUCGAGUUUAUUGUAAUUAAUACUUCAUCAUUCUAAUAAAUUUGCUACUUAUAGUGAGGUGUUUACUCACAUCA